This is a messenger RNA of Eutrema salsugineum, 897 nucleotides long. RefSeq lists its product as uncharacterized. The transcript has a single exon. Lineage: Eukaryota; Viridiplantae; Streptophyta; Magnoliopsida; Brassicales; Brassicaceae. The record is from RefSeq and is a predicted model, not a curated record. Bases 1 to 897 code for a protein of 298 amino acids.
AUGGCUCACCGUGGGAAGUCUACUCCGAAGUAUAUUGGCAGGCUUUUUAUAAGCCAUUUGGGCAUACUUGAUGGAUUUGCAUCACAAAAUGUCAAAGAUACAAUGAAGCCUAUGUUUGGCAUCAAGAUGGAUUACACUACUUCAUACAGAUCUUUGAUAUAUGCCCAACAAUUGGUGAGUAAAACCGCUGGAGAUGGAUAUGCGAGUUUUCCAGCUUACCUACAUUCAAUUAACAAUGCAUAUCCGGGAACUUUAUCAGCUCUUCAUGUUGGUUCAAAUAAUAAAUUCAAAUACCUAUUUCUGGCCUUUAGAGCAUCGAUUGCUGGUUUUCAGUACAUGAGAAGAGUUAUUGUGGUGGAUGGAUGUCAUAUAACUGGGAAAUACAAAGGAUUUUUGUUAGUGGCAACCGCACAAGAUGGUAAUUUUCAGAUAUUUUCGCUGGCCUUUGGAAUUGUUGAUGCUGAAGAUUUUUUUUCAAAACUGCGUGAAUGUGUUUCAGAUGAUUAUCCUUUGGUGAUAGUUUCUGACAGGCAUACUUCUAUUAAGAAUGCAUGUCAAACUGUUUUCCCAUGGGCAAAAAAAGGGAUAUGUUAUUAUCAUCUACAACAUAACAUAGUAACAAAGUUGAAAGGAAAGCAGUUGCUGUACUUGGUCAAACGUGUUGCUUAUGCAUACAACCUCUAUGACUACAACCGGUACAUGGCGGAGUUAUGGCAUAUCAGGCCUGCUGAUCUUGCUGACUAUUUGGAAGAAGCCGAUGUGAAGCUUUGGUACCGAGUUCAUUUUGUUGGAGACAGAUACAAUAUUAAGACUAGGAAUAUUGUUGAAUCUAUAAAUUCUGCACUUAAGAAAACCCGAGGUUAUCCCAUAUCAUUUCUCUUUGAGUUCAUACAAUAG